AUGCUAUUGCACUUUCUGCUGAUCAAUCAUAAUAUAUCCAGUGAAAAUCAAGACAAUGAAUUGUUCAACCUCACUCUAACCACCAAUAGUCCAGGAUUACAGUACGAGAUAUUAGGGGAAGGUAAAUUAUGUAAAAGUAGUUGGACCAUUAAUACAUUCAUAGAUUUAAGAUAUUUAAUAAAUAGCCAUAGUGAUAUAAGGAAUAUGUUAAAAACAAUUGAUACAUAUGCAAUUAAUGACAGUUACCAAAUGGCUAGGUAUAGAAAAAAGGUUAAGCGAUCAUUUGAGUCUGGAGGUUCGGCACUACAGUGGAUGUUCGGUAUUGCCGAUGCUGACGACGUACGGAGGUAUGAUAGUUCGAUUAACAAAUUAGAGAAUGAUCAAAAAGAUAUGAUACACAUAGUUCAAGACCAAGUCUCUAUUUUAAGGAGCACAGUGACAAAUUUCAAUGAAACCAUAACAACAUUUAAUGAGAAUAAAUUAUUAUUUGACAAAAAUAUUAAAAAAAUUGAAACCUCUAUUAACAACAUAAAUAUUGAAUAA
Messenger RNA from Macrosiphum euphorbiae (potato aphid), 543 nucleotides. The record is from the annotation of a GenBank genome assembly. NCBI's taxonomy places the organism in Eukaryota, Metazoa, Arthropoda, Insecta, Hemiptera, Aphididae.